AUGGACGGUCCAGCCCUCGUGCCCGACGAUGUGCUCGACCCUCUACCUCCGCCGCCGCCGCGGCUGUUCGAACGCCUUCGCCAGAUAGCUGGGUAUAGCUGGGAUGAAUCGAUGCCGCCCUUCCACUCAACAUAUGACUUUUGGCACGUCUUCGGCACCCGAUAUGUUUCUCCCUCGCUACCCCCCUCCUCCUCAUCGCAGAACGCUUCCAGUCCCGGCUCCGUUUCCAAGCUUCAGUCCGGUCGCCCAACUCCCUCCGAUCAUGGCGGCCCGCUCUCCAGCUACAGCUUUGGCUACAGCAGCGAACCGCCCGCCUCUCCACAACCUACCGCCCACUCCAAUCCCCUCGCCUCACCUUCUACCGAUGCAACAUAUAUCGAAGAGUCCGUCGUGGCGCGCGUGUCGCACCAUGCCCUCCGAGAGGAGAGGGCCUUCCAGAUCGCCAAGAGCGUCUCCAACACGGCCGACCCCAACGGCGACCAUAUAGUAAAACCCCUUGAUUUGAUCCGGCUAAGCCCGGUGACUGGCGACCGCGGGGCUAUCGUCGUGGCCAUAUAUCAGCACCCGGGCCCCAAUCAACUGCUUGAUCUCUUGGACAUGGGGCCGGCCUUUUAUCAUGCGCGCAAAGACGGCGAUGCAUACCGAGCUUACUACAGCAGACCGACCCUUCAGCCCCCCAUAAAGCUUGAACUCUUCCUCGACUUUGCGAUUGGUGCGACUCAAUGCUUGGAGAUUCUCCACCACAGCCGAGGCAUGGUCCACGGAGAGAUUCGGGGAGAUGCGUUCCACUUCAACGCCGAAGAAAACAAGGUCCGGGUCAUGUCCUUCGGAUCCGGCGUCCGGUCCUUUGAACAUGGCUUGACUAGCACCGGCUGGUCGAUGCUCUCGAAAGAGCUGGGGGGCAGGAACAAGCUGCUCUUUAUCAGCCCCGAACAAACUGGUCGCAUGCCCGCCGAACCCGAUACCCGUACCGACAUCUACUCGCUCGGUGUUGUCUUCUGGACCCUCCUCACUCAACAGCCCGUGUUCACUGGCGAAUCAGCUCUCGACAUAGUCCAGGCAGUGCUCGGCCGCAGAAUUCCCAAUGUCGCGACCGUACGGAUGGAUAUACCAGAUGUCAUUGGGCGGGUUAUCCAGAAAUGCACGGCCAAAAAUGUUGCUGACCGAUAUCACUCGGCCAGCGGGUUACGCCACGAUCUAAUCAGCAUUAAAGAGUACCUUGAAGAUGGCAACUCAAAAGCUCUCAAGGAAUUCAAAAUCGGCACGAGCGAUGUCUCAUCCUUCUUCAUACUUCCAACUUCCAUGAUUGGUCGGCAAGAGGAAAAGGCCGCCGUUCUCAGGGUUAUCAACCGUGUUGCCAGGAGCCAUGCUGCCCUUCGUAAAGGCCCUACCAGCAGAUUCUCGGACGGAGCUAGCCUCACCGAGAUGAUGGCAUUUGACGACAUCUCCAGCGAAGGCGGUGCCAGUUCAAUCGAUGGUCACAACCGCAGGAGCGGAUCGUUUGCCCAAACAAUAUCGUCCGAGACUAGAGCAACGAAGAACAACUUCUUCCCCACAGUUAUAUCAGAGACCAUGACCUUAUCAACUGAUACCACCUCUUCAUCCCAAUCUACUGCUGCCGCGUAUCCUAGAUUUACGAGGCCAUGGGAACGAUGGGAACGGCAUCAGUCUAUUUCCUUGGGCUCGCUGGACUCCUCAAGCAUGGUUGAUAGCUUAAAUGUGGAAGGACCCCGGGGUCCGCUCGAUAUAGGUGCGUCCAGUCUGUCUCGGCAGCUUGGCUCGUCCAAAUUUCGACGCCAUGGGCACUGCGAAGUCAUCACCGUUGAGGGUGCUGGAGGCGUAGGAAAGAGUAUCUUUGUGCAGUCAGUGCUGGCUGACGCUCGGCGCAAUGGCUACUGCGCUACGGCCAAGUUCGACACUGCAAAGAGGGCGCCCUUUGGACCGUUGCUGAAGCUGUUGUCGUCCCUUUUCAAACAGGUGUGGGGCGAAAGGGAUACGAAUACUCAGUUCCACCAGGGCUUGAAGCAGUACAUUCGUCCGGUAUGGCCAAUGCUGCACAGAAUCUUGGGGCUGCCCGAGUUUCUACUUGGCCCACCCGACAUGAAUCUUGCACGGCCAAUCUCCUCGUCUCAGAGCUCAGCCUCGCGCAAGGAUAUCCGGCCGGUACUGAAGCGCAGAACGUCAUCCCCUGGAACCGAAUCUCCCGGACCAUUGCAGCGAAAUCUGGCGGGUGGCGGAUCCCAGUCGUCCCAAGACUACCUCCGUGCUGGAGCCUCGACCAAAAGCACGCGUCUGAUUAACACCAUCCUAGAUGUGCUCAGGGUUUUCACCACCCACAAAUUCAUCUGCUUUUGUCUGGAGGACCUGCACUUUGCCGACGACGAAUCCCUGGAGCUCAUCUCGCAAAUCAUAGCCGCUAGGAUGAAAAUGGUUGUCAUCGUGACUUACAGACCAGAAGAGCUUUCACCUGCCAAGCUUCAGGCUGUUGUACAGCCGAUAGAAGUAGACGGUGAAUAUGCUUCUUUUCGCCCGGCCUUGCUAGAUGCUGAUACCGUGGCAGAAUACCCUCGCAGCUCACGGACGCAGGUAACGAGAAUCGUACUGAAUCCCCUUAGUGAGAGUGAUAUUCUUCAAUACGUGUCAGCAACCCUUUGUAGACCUCAAGACGAAAUUCUUUCCCUUGCUUUAGUUAUUCAGUCCAAGACAGCCGGCAACCCGUUUUACAUGCGAGAGAUGCUCAGCGCCUGCCACAGGAAGAGGUGUAUCUGGUAUGAUUACCGCGACAGUCAAUGGCACUAUGACAUGGAUAGACUAUUCGCCCAGUUUCAGGGCGAGAAAGAUUACGACGUUUUGGAUACCGCAUUCAUUACCCACCGAUUGGGCGAAUUACCGUCAGCUGCUCGAGCGGUGCUUGCUUGGGCGGCUCUCCUUGGGGGCUCCUUUUCGUUUGAGCUGCUAUGUCGGCUCAUGAGUGGAGAGUUUGAGUACCAUGACGAAGACGAAUUUCUAGCCUGUUCGAACCAUGUCACCCAGCGCUCCUACACCGAGGGAGAGGCCAUUGCAGGCUUACAAGCAGCCAUUCAAGCUUAUAUCAUCGUGCCAACCGAGUCAGACGACCGAUUUCGUUUCGCUCAUGAUCGAUACGUGCAGGCUUCUUCAGCUUUAAAGGAGUGCAAUGCCCGAAAAAUGCACUUCAUUAUUUCACAGACUCUACUGAAAUACUACGCGGUAGAGGCCAGGCAACGCGACAGCACUGCUUCGCACAUUUGUAAGGCCGUGGAAAUUAUCAAGCGCCGUGUACGCUGUCGUAGGGAGUUCCGCAAACUGCUGAUGGAGUGCGCACGAGAUGCGACUGAGAACGGGGCUAGGCCUACGGCGGCGAAAUACUACAGUGCCGCCGCCAGGCUCUUACAGGAUGAUCCAUGGUCUGACGAUGUUGAAGACGCAUCUUACGACGAGACAAUCCAGCUUUAUCUUCGGUCGGCGGAGUGCCAUCUUUACAUGGCCGACGUGACCGCGGCUGGCGAACUCCUUUCCAUAAUCUUCGCCAACGCCAAAAGCCCGGUAGAUAAGGCGCCGGCAUAUGUCCUGCAGUCGCGGAUAUAUGCUCAGAGCGGCAAUUCGCCAGCGGCAUUGGUUUCUCUGAAGGAGUCAUUGGCCUUGCUCGGCGUCUCGCUCGACGACGAACCGACGUAUGAGAAAUGCGACGAGAAAUUUCACAAGAUUGUUGCGCAGAUACAAGAUAUAGAUCGACAAGAACUAAUCACCCACAAGAAAUCAAGCGAUCCCGACAUUGCAUCCAUCGGUGCUGUGCUUGCCGAGGUAACCAAUGCAGCCUGGUGGAGCGACCGCUUACAGUUUUAUCAUCUCAGCCUGGCCAUGUUUGAUAUCUACCACGAUCGAGGCUCGUUUCCACAAUCCGGAAUGGUGUUUCUCAACCUGUCCGUUAUAGCACUGGCGCGUUUCAACAUGGUUUCGUUUGCCAUAGAUCUUAGCAUGGUCUCUCAGGACCUGCUCUUCCGGGCCCGCGAUGCCUACUCAUUGGCACGGGGUGAAAUGCUACAUCAAUGCUUCGUUGGACACAUACACUGCUCCAUGCCACUGGCUAUUUCCCAGAUGGAGGACGCAAUCGAACUGGCAUCUGUUGCCGGCGACAGGAUGUCGACAAUCCACAGCUAUGGAUUGGCUGCGCAAAUCAAAUUCUUUGCGAGCGAAAACUGCACCGAACUUGAAACGUUUUGCGAACUAGCCUGCGAGGAGAUUUUUAGAUGGGCUUGUGAUAGUAGAGGUGGAGUGAUGCUCAUUGCUGUCAGACAAGCUUGCCGAGCGCUGCAAGGCAAGACGCGCGUCCAUAACGCUCUGGAGAUCAUGACGGACGAAAAGCACAAUAGCGCAUCGUACAAAAACUGGAUGGUGGAACGAACAGGAGGCAGCAGCCGCCCUAUGCUUUUCUAUGAAAGCUUUGAAAUCGUCGUACUCUUCUUAUACGGUCACUACGAUCGAGCCAUUGAGAUUGGAGAGAAAUGUUUUGAUCAACUCGCCGAUCUGUGGUCAGCGAGGAAUACGAGGAUGAUUAUCUUCUUCUAUGGGUUGGCUCUUGCUGGUCGUCUGCUUCGACAAAUGCAGGACCCGCGCAGUCAACCUGGAGAUUUUACCGAAGAGAUCGCGCAGCUUGUUGAGAAACUCACUGGAUUUUUGAAAAUGAUUAACGAUUGGGCGACGGUGUCCAAUGUGAACUACUUUUCAUGGGUGAAGCUUUUGGAAGCACAAAUGGCAGAAUUGGCCGACCACCAUGGCGAAAGUGUCCAGGGCUACGAAGAGGCUCUGGAUCAUGCUGCCGAGCAUGACUUUGUGCUCGAGGAAGCUCUGGGCAACUAUCUCAUGGCAGGCUUCUUUAUCCGACGUAAAGCACGGCGAUCUGCCCGGGCUGCUCUUCUUGAUGCUUUGAGCUCGUUUAGACAAAUGGCAGCUUCUGGUGUCGCCCAUGCCAUCGAGGAUGCGCAUUCUCUUCUCUUACACGGGCCAACUAGGAACCACCGUGUGGCCGAUAUGGGAGUGCAGACCGAUUUCGUCACCGAUGCGCCGUCGGUUCAGUAUCGACCCGUGGAUGGAGAAGAUGAUGACGCGCUGACCCAGAUUCCUUCUAAUGCUUUGACUGAGUCCAAGGGGGAGCAGAUUGGGGCCUGGAGAAACUCAAUGCACAUGCAGACGGAAGACAAUGGCGGGCUCCCUGCUCUCGAUAUGAUCGAUUUGCAUGCGAUCCUCAAGUCUUCACAAGUCAUCUCAUCACUGCUACAGGUGGAAGAGCUGCUCAAGACCAUGUGUGAUGUGGUUCUGCAGACUUGCGGCGGCUCAGCUACCAACGCUGCUAUUGUGGUUGAUACUGACAGCGAUGGCUGGUGUGUAGCUGCCAGCGGCGACCCGGAGAAGGGAGCCUCGGCGCACAAACCAGCCUUGCCCCUCGCGAGCACGCCUUUGAUUGCCGAGAACGUUGUACUGUAUUGUACGCGAUUCAUGGAAAGCGUCUUUAUACCGGACAUCGUUUCCGACGAGAGAUUUGGCAACGUUAGCGAGUCUUGGAUGCAAAGGAAUCCGACAAGCAAGGCCAUCAUUGCCAUUCCGAUUCGUCAUGCGGACAAGCCGCUGCUAGGCGUCCUGUAUCUCGAAGGCGUCCCUGGAUCCUUUACAGACCGCAACGUGACUGUUCUUCAGCUUCUGGUUAACCAAAUUGGCAUCAGCUACUCUAACGCCCUGUCAAUAAAGAACCUUGAAAAGGUCUCGGCCGAAAAUCUUUCCAUGUUGGAUGUGCAGAGGGCCGCGCUGAAGAAGGCUCUCGAGGCAGAGACGAAGGCGAAGAAUGCGGAAGCGGAGGCAAAGCGAAACGUCAAACUGGCCGAAGAGGCUGCCAAGGCUAAAUCCAUCUUCCUGGCCAACGUCUCGCAUGAAUUGCGGACACCUUUGAACGGAGUCAUUGGAAACUCGGAGCUUCUACGCGACAGCAACCUGAAUAGGGACCAGUUGGAAAUGGCAGAUUCGAUCAGGGUUUCGGCUGACCUUUUGCUCACUGUCAUCAACGACAUUCUCGACUUUUCCAAGAUGGAAGCGGAUAAGAUGAAACUUUUCAAUAUCGCCUUUAAUCCAGAAGAGAUGGUCAGGGAAGUCGUCCGGGCAGUUUCCUAUAGCAACCGGGAGAAGACGUCCAAAAAGAAUGUCAACAUCAUCCAGGAUAUUAACCUGCCUUCCAUGCUGAUCUACGGCGACCCGAUUCGCCUUCACCAGGUCCUCGGGAACCUCAUUGGCAAUAGCUUGAAAUUUACAGAAGAUGGAUCUAUCACCAUUGGCGCUCGUCUAGACGAAGAAACCGAGGAGAGGGUAACUCUGACUUUCUGGGUCCGAGAUACAGGAAUCGGCAUUCCACCCCAGCAAUUGGCCAAGCUAUUUCAACCAUUCAGCCAGGCCGACGCCAGUACGGCCAGAAAGUAUGGUGGAAGUGGCCUAGGGCUGAGUAUUUGCAAAUCACUCAUCGAGAUCAUGAUGCAGGGCAAGAUUCAACUCGAGAGUGAGGAAAACCUCGGCACAACUGCCUGGUUCACCGUUUCUUUUGAGAAGGCCAAGCCUGAUGUUGCUGCUGGAGAUGCUCAAACACAAACCUCAGGCCCUGUCGACAGGUACACGGCCAGGUCUGCUGCCUUCGUGGAGCGAGCGGCCUCUCCGAACCCCUAUCUUGACCUGACCCGGGUUCCCAAGAAAGACAUUCGCAUUUGCGUGGCGGAAGACAAUCCCAUCAACCAGAAGAUUGCCAUUCAAUACGUACAGCGUCUAGGAUACGCCAACGUUAGUGCAUAUGAGAAUGGUUUGAAAGCGGUAGAGGGUCUCCGCCAAAAGGCCAGAGAGGGUAUCCCUUACCAUAUUGUUCUCAUGGAUGUCCAGAUGCCGGUCCUUGAUGGAUACGAGGCCACCAAGCUCAUCCGAAACGAUCCAAUCGACGAGGUGCGCAAAAUCCUCGUGAUUGCCAUGACAGCAUCUGCAAUUCAAGGCGACCGAGAGAAAUGUCUGGCUGCUGGUAUGAACGAUUACCUUGCAAAGCCUGUUCGUGCUGAGGUUCUCAAGCGGAAGCUGGAUGCAUAUAUGAGCAACUCCAGGCCGAGCCCUCCGUCUUCUACCCCUUCUCCUCCCAACGCGUUGACAUAUCCGAAUACGACGAAUGGAUAUACCAGUGAAACAAAUUCGAUCGUGCCAAAAUUGCCACCACCCCCGAGAAAGCCCCUUCCUAGUAGCGCGUCCAGCACAAGUUCUGAGCCGGUGAUUCGGAAACCGGUUCCUGUCAGGUCGGGGUCGGGUUCAUUGCACGAGUCACUAUUCGACGGGCCUCACAACUCGGAGGAUUUGGAGCACGAGCACCCUGGAAGUCCCAUCUUUGACGUCGAAGAGCUGGAAACUCCCUACGGGGAUGAUUCAGUUGCCAGCCAAGCUGAUACAAAGAGCCCCUCAACAAGCAGGACCUCGAGCGAUCAGGAAUUCUCCGAUUCUGGGGCAAGAAGAGGGUCCGCGCAGAACCACCAGCCUCGAAAACUGAACAAGAGUCAAGGGAACAGCACCACCAGCGAGGUCAAGAUGGAAAAUGGUGUUCACGAGAAGGGGCCUCCCGUCAGAGAGGCCUAG
Messenger RNA from Trichoderma harzianum CBS 226.95, 7662 nucleotides. RefSeq lists its product as hypothetical. Lineage: Eukaryota; Fungi; Ascomycota; Sordariomycetes; Hypocreales; Hypocreaceae. Bases 1 to 7662 code for a protein of 2553 amino acids. Gene Ontology annotation, biological process: protein autophosphorylation; phosphorelay signal transduction system. The record is from RefSeq and is a predicted model, not a curated record. The transcript is spliced from 2 exons. Gene Ontology annotation, molecular function: phosphorelay sensor kinase activity; protein binding; histidine phosphotransfer kinase activity.